AACACCAACAUCUUGAGAAGUUCCUCGAUCAUAUAACCCCGCCUCUGACCUAUAUCGCCUUCAACAUUUCUCUUGGCAUCCUAGGAUUUUCCUCAGGUCACAUCGUAGCCCGCGUCGCAAAGUUAAGUUCAGUUCAGAAUGCCUCUAAUCGCCGAGUCCUACGACUCCCUACCAUACGCCGACCCACCGCUCGACCUAACCCCAGCCCAAUCCCUCAUCGCAACCGAACUCGGCAAAAUCCCAACAACCGCACACCCACUCCUCCCGCCCUCAGAGCCAUGGUCCCCGUCCUCCCCCCUCAUGCAACAAGAACUGGAUCGAGUAGCGCGGAAAGAACCGUUGAACGCAAUCGAUCUGUCAAAAUAUUCCGCACCGACAAUGCCAGGUCCAAAUGCCAGCAUAAACGAAUGGAAAUCCGCCCUCCACCAAGCCUACAUCGCGGCAACAGCCCUCUCACUCCGCUCAACCGACCUCUCACUCCUAAAAUCCUACGGUCAAAAUGCGUGGCUCAUCCACCUCGAACAACUCUCCUCUCUCCUCCUCGCGCAUGAACGUCAACUCGAAACGCUGCGCGAGGAAGUCAAGGCUGUGAAUGUGGAGAGGAAGAGGAGACAGGUUGAGGCGAAGGGGCUUAUUGAGGAGCUGGAGGGGCGGUGGAGGAGGUUGGUUAGGGGGGUUGUUGAGGUUGAGGUUGCGGGCGUGGUUUUGGAGGGGGAGGUUGAGGAGCUAAGGAGGAAGAAACAGAGGUUUGGACAGUGAGCGGUGAGCGGUGAGGUCGCGAGGUGCAACGAGCAGGAUGGAACGAGAUCCAAGCACGAGAGCUACAAGAAGCAGCGAUUAAGGAACAGACGUCUUCCUGAUCCGCUAGUCAUGAGGCAUGGAAGCACGGCAAUUUUCAGAGCAAGCGAUACUUAGGACGGCAGGGAAACGAGAUGAACACAACAGGUUCUAAGGGUUGAGAGCAAACAAGGUAUAAGAUUAAGUAGUUGAAAGGAGAAACGCCAUACCAAAACAAGAAAGCAAACACCUGCUAAAGUCCAGAAAAAGCUUUCUCUCAUAACGUACACCGUCGCACCAUAAAACGU
Saitoella complicata NRRL Y-17804 is the source of this 1085-nucleotide messenger RNA. RefSeq lists its product as uncharacterized. Gene Ontology annotation, biological process: mRNA processing. The coding region runs from base 139 to 759 and encodes 206 amino acids. Lineage: Eukaryota; Fungi; Ascomycota; Saitoellomycetes; Saitoellales; Saitoellaceae. The record is from RefSeq and is a predicted model, not a curated record. The transcript is spliced from 2 exons. Gene Ontology annotation, cellular component: Prp19 complex; precatalytic spliceosome; catalytic step 2 spliceosome.